AAAGAAAGAAAGAAAGAUGAAGAAGGGGAUCGACAACAACAACAGGAUACAAUCGCCGUGAAACGAAAGCUGAUAAUCUCACGCCGUCGACAGUGUCGUGUGAAUGGUCUCGCGCGGCUGUUCGCCCCGUUGCCGGUCUUUCAGUUUCUUUUGGACCACAACGCGGGCACGACAGCGGAUGCGGUCCAAGGCGCUAUGCGUGUAUGAAAGUUUGCGCGAGUUUACCCCCUCGGGAACCUGUUUACAUGUUUUUUUGCGCGACGUCCUAUCGGAUAUGGAGAUGUGAAAAGCGAGAAAGCGUAAGUGAGGAAAAGAGAUAAAAACAGCUUCCACGAGGCCGCGAAGCGUUUCGCCGACGAUGACGUAGUUCGAUCGAGCACGCGGCGAUGGUUGUCGAUUCUGACGGACGAGUCUCCGAUCCGAUCCAUGCGGUAGCACCGAACGUGUUCAUCGAGCGCCACGUGCCGUCGGGGGAUGCCGAGUGCCAACGCGGCAAACCGAGCAGCGAUCCCGCAGCAGCUUUCUCCCAUCGGGACUCCCAUCGGGAAUUGGUUCAGGCCCGACGGUGGCGCGGAAACCGACAGGCGCGUCGCAUCGUUCACGAUCGAGCCGCGCGAGAUCGAAUGGAUAAGAUCGACGAGCAAUGAGGUCUCCAAAUUCGGCGUAUCCACGACGACCACGCGAGACAAUCCGAGAAGAUGUUACAGAACGUCGACCAGUUCCGGUUACUCGAGCCACUCGCCGCCGUUGUCGGCCGGCUCGUGUUCUCCUUACGCCACGGCGUUGACGUCAAAAGAUCCGUUGUACGGUGGUCUGGCAGUGAUUCACGAAAGCGAAACGAUACCGUGGUCGGUUUGGUCUCCGAUCGUGUAUCAUCAUGAAAAUCGCAAUUACGAAGGAAUCUACGUGUGUCGCGCGUGCGGUUGCGCGUGCAAUUAUUCGCUGCUGUCGCCGACCCCGUUGUUCGGAUUGCCUCCGAGUUCUGUGAUAGACAACGAUAAUAUCAUUAUGCCGCCGGACGAUAUUUCGCGCGUCCACCCGAGAAACGCUUCGAGGGACAACAACAACGUGUACGAGUAUAUUUGUCCGUUCUGGUCGUUCAACGGAAAUCCGUCGACGGGGAGCGCGCCGACGAGAUCGAAUCCGAUCAGUUCCGAAUUCUACGUGAAUUCUCCUCACCGCUUUUGCGAGCGAUCGGACACGAUGCGAUCCGGCGCGCUGCUCAAAAAAAGUAAGACAACGAAAUGCAAAGAGGACGGCUUGACGGAGAGAAGCGAUCUCGAGACGCGCGGUCCUUACAUCCGCAAAUAUCAUCACGGGAAACCGAUCGAGAAAGGUUGUGCGAAAUUGUCGUUCGGACUGGAAGGCGUGCGACCCGAGGGUUGUCAAAGAGCACUCGCCUCGAACGAGUCAAAGUACUCGACGCAGCUGGAGUGCGGCAGCGACGUCGGUUCGUCUUGCGAAGAUACGGUCGUUUCCGCGAACGAUUUGAAUCGCCGUUUGGCCGCCGCAAGCAGCGAGGAUCUCGAUUUCACUCUCGACGUGGCGCGCGCCGAGCGUCUAGGCCGUGCGAUCGCGAGAGCAAAACGGAAGCGACAAUGGUGCCGCGCACUGACAAUUCUCCUCGGCCUGGCCUUCUUCAUGCUGAGCGUGAUAGUCGUCUCGUUAUCCGUGACGAGAGGUCGCAAAAUGUUCGGGAGCAUGUAAUAAAAAACAAGAAAAAAAAUCUCACAGCGGAGGAAAAUAUUUGUUUGUUUGUUUGUUUGUUUUUUUUUGUUAUUAACGUGAGCACGAAUGAUCUUGUAGAAAUUUUUACUACUGGUGUGUGUGUCCCAGUGCACUAUUCUCAACACGGUGAUUUCAAUAUUCUAGAAUAAGUAUAUUAUUUUGACCCCGUACCAGAGUAAUGUGAAAUUUCUGCAAGGAUGUUCUGCGACAACCGUGUAGUCUCUUCAACGCGGGUAUUUUUGUGGAUGCCAAGUGUCCCGUAUAUAUAUAAUAAUUAAGUAACAAAAUUAUUGUAAACAAGAGAAAAGAUAUUCUCUGCGAUUCUUAAUAUAUAUAUAUAUAUAUAUGGCUGUGACCAUACCCUUUAUCCAUAUUUCGCUGAACAUAAUACCACGUAAAUGCACGUGUGGGCGCAUCACGCUCAUCUAGCGAAUGUAGAUAAUUUUAAAUGUUUUUUUUAAGCUUACACAGAAGAAAGUAUAUAAAUAUACGUCACUGUAAAACGGGUAAAUUGUUAUCAAUAUAAAUGUAAUGUUUUAUCUCUUUUACCUUAAUAAUUUGCGCAUGCGUACGCUAGUCUGAUUUCAUUCGCGUUUGUCGCGGGGCGUUGGCGUCGAGUCGAGAGACGAGAAACAGCGGGCUGCUGAAGAUAAGAGGUGACAGAUCUCAAAUCGCGACCAUCAACAAAUAUCGCAGAUAAGAUACGUCAGAACGAUUAUUUAUACUUGACAUUUAGAGAUCGACAGUUUUUCAUACCCUGUCGAAAACGUCGAAGCAUUGACAAUAGCAUACGAAGUUCCGGCUAUUUACGAAUUUGUUCAGGUUAACUUUUUAUACAGCACUUUACAUCAACUUUCCAAG
Molecule: messenger RNA, 2589 nt
Organism: Pseudomyrmex gracilis
Lineage: Eukaryota; Metazoa; Arthropoda; Insecta; Hymenoptera; Formicidae
Exons: 6
Coding region: 475-1707 (410 amino acids)
Source: RefSeq, a predicted model, not a curated record